Rhineura floridana is the source of this 5258-nucleotide messenger RNA. RefSeq names its product protein EFR3 homolog A. Bases 133 to 2595 code for a protein of 820 amino acids. Gene Ontology annotation, biological process: protein localization to plasma membrane. Gene Ontology annotation, cellular component: plasma membrane. NCBI's taxonomy places the organism in Eukaryota, Metazoa, Chordata, Lepidosauria, Squamata, Rhineuridae. The transcript is spliced from 24 exons. The record is from RefSeq and is a predicted model, not a curated record.
CCCACAAUGCACCGCGCGCCCCGCCGAGCCUUCAAAGCCCCUGGGCGGCGGCGGGGCAAGAUGGCGGCGCCCGCUCCGGGUCGGCCUGGUUUAUCACAUGGUGGAAAAUAGAAGCCAAACUGCACGUUAACAAUGCCUGGCAGAGUCUGCUGCUGCUGUGCGGCCUUACGCCCUCGUUACAAACGCCUGGUAGAUAACAUAUUCCCUGAAGACCCCAAAGAUGGCCUGGUCAAAGCGGACAUGGAGAAACUGACCUUUUAUGCCGUCUCUGCCCCAGAGAAGCUUGAUCGAAUUGGUGCCUAUUUGGCAGAGAGGCUGAGCAGGGAUGUUGUCAGACACCGCUGUGGGUAUGUCUUCAUUGCUAUGGAAGCCCUGGACCAGCUUCUCAUGGCUUGUCAUUCUCAAAGCAUCAAGCCAUUCGUGGAGAGUUUCCUCCACAUGGUGGCCAAGCUGCUGGAGUCCGGAGAGCCCCGGCUGCAAGUCCUGGGAACCAACUCGUUUGUCAAGUUUGCAAACAUUGAGGAGGACACACCUUCCUACCACCGUCGCUAUGACUUCUUCGUGUCCCGCUUCAGUGGCAUGUGCCACUCCUGCCAUAAUGACCCAGAAAUACGGAAUGAGAUCCGAAUUGCUGGCAUCAGGGGCAUCCAGGGGGUAGUUCGCAAAACUGUGAAUGAUGAGCUCCGAGCCACCAUAUGGGAGCCUCAGCAUAUGGACAAGAUUGUUCCCUCACUGCUUUAUAAUAUGCAGAAGAUAGAAGACGUCGACAGUCGAAUUGGCCCACCCUCCUCUCCAACAGGAGGCGAGAAAGAGGAGAACCCGGCUGUGCUGGCUGAGAAUUGCUUCAGAGAACUGCUGGGCCGUGCUACCUAUGGAAACAUGAAUAAUGCUGUCAGACCUGUCUUUGCGCAUUUAGACCAUCACAAGCUAUGGGACCCCAAUGAAUUUGCUGUCCAUUGCUUCAAAAUAAUUAUGUACUCCAUACAGGCACAGUACUCUCAUCAUGUGAUACAGGAAAUCCUGGGGCACCUGGAUUGCUGCAAGCGAGACUCUCCUCGAGUUCGAGCUGGUAUCAUCCAAGUCCUUUUGGAGGCGGUAGCCAUUGCGGCUAAAGGAUCCAUUGGCCCAACUGUCCUGGAGGUGUUCAACACCCUGCUGAAGCACUUGAGCUUGAGUGUGGACUUUGAACUGGGCAACAACCGUGACUCUGAUGGCGGCACUGCUGGCCUUAGCGCCCGCUCGAAGGAGAGCGAUGAAAAGAUCGUCCAGAAUGCCAUCAUUCAAACUAUCGGUUUCUUUGGAAGCAACCUUCCAGAUUACCAGCGGUCUGAGAUUAUGAUGUUCGUUAUGGGGAAAGUUCCUGUGUUUGGGUCAGCGUCUCAGACUGUGGACACCAGCCAGCCUGGGGAUUUGGGAACCAGGAGGAUUCAGAUCAUGUUGCUGCGGUCUUUGCUUAUGGUCACCUCAGGGUACAACGCCAAAAGCAUUAUGACUGUUCUGUCGGCCCCGUUUCUUGAUCCUCUGCUGUCAUCUUCGCUCAUGGAGGACUGUGAGCUCCGGCAACUGGUCCUGGAAAUACUACACAAUCUUAUUGAUCGGCACGACAACAGAGCAAAGCUUAGAGGAAUAAGAAUAAUACCUGAUGUGUCUGAUCUGAAGAUAAAGCGAGACAAAAUUUCACGGCAAGAUGUGAGCUUCAUGAAGAAGCAUGCCCAGCAGCUGUACAGGCACGUCUACUUGGGUUGCAAAAAAGAUGACAACGUGCAUAAGAACUUUGAGCUGCUCUAUACAUCUCUUGCUCUGAUAACGAUUGAGCUAGCAAAUGAAGAGGUGGUCACUGACCUCAUCCGCCUGGCCAUUGCCUUGCAGGAUAUUGCCAUUCUUAAUGAGGACAACUUGCCAAUGUUUAACCGCUGUAGCAUCAUGGCGCUGGUCGCCGCGUACCUCAACUUCUUGAGUCAGAUGAUUGCAGUGCCUGCCUUCUGCCAGCACAUCAGCAAGGUCAUUGAAACAAGAACGGUGGAAGCUCCAUACUUUUUGCCAGAGACCAUCUUCAGAGACAAGUGCAGUCUUCCCAAAACCUUAGACAAGGACGACAAGAACUUGUUUUUCCUGACUCACAAGAUUGCUGAAUCCUUGGGUGGCAGCGGAUAUAGCGUGGAGAGACUGUCUGUGCCUUAUGUGCCCCAGGAGACAGAUGACGACAGGCUGUCCCGAAGGAAGAGUAUUGUUGAUACUGUAUCUAUUCAGGUGGACAUUCUUCCUGGCAAUGGCACAGAGGAUAAGGUCAACAACACGGAGGAAAUUACCUUUGAAGCACUGAAGAAGGCUAUAGAUAACACUGGUCUUGAAGAGCAAGAGAAGGAGAAGAGGCGCCUUGUGAUUGAAAAGUUCCAGAAGGCUCCCUUUGAAGAGAUUGCAGCCCAGUGUGAGACCAAGGCAAACCUCCUUCACGACCGGCUUGCUCAGAUAUUGGAGCUCACCAUUCGCCCCCCUCCCAGCCCCUCUGGGACACUGACCAUCACGGCUGGACAUCCCCACUACCAAUCCGUUCCGGUCUAUGAGAUGAAGUUUCCAGAUCUUUGUGUGUAUUAAGAGUCUUCUGGCCCCUUCUGCACAUUAUUUAGCAUUCAGAGCAUUCAGUUGUGUAAAGCGCAAGAUGAGUGUUUAGCUCAGCCUUCACUCUUUCCUUUUCCCCAUUUUAACAGAGCUUUCAGAAAUAGCCCUGGAUAUAGUGUGGCUGGGCUGGGAUUGUGCCUGAAUCAGAUUUCUUACCUUGUUCAUUCUGCUGCUGAAGUUAGAUCUCGCUUCUUGUCAGGAUAUUUCACACUACUCACUUUUCUCUUUCCAGUGUAAGAAAAAAAGUUUACAAGUGUAAUACUGUUUCUUUUGCCACAUUGUUUUGUGUUUUGGAGAAUUUUAGACUAGAUGCCAUUUAGGCUCUGUGGUUCCACAUUGUCUAGAUGUUGUAGGAUUAACUGACAAACUCUUUGCUGGCUUGCUUACUCUGUUCCCUUUUUUCAGCAUAAGAACCUAAGCACCUUAAGCAAUGCAGGAUAGACAUUUUGCUACUCUUGUUCCCAGGAUACUAAACCACAGUCAAGAAGCGGCAUUUUGCCUCUUCUCCCGUCACAACAGUAGAUCCGAAUGUAAUGUGCUUGCCAGAGGUUCUGUAGACGUGUGGUUUCCCACAUCGUGAGAUUUGCUUUGGAAAGGAAAUACCUCUUUACAAGCAUCAAACCCUGAAAUAUUUUUGAUGUCUUAAGGGGUUUCGUUGAUGCCCUGUGCUUUUGGGGAAAAAUGUAUUUUUGCAUGCUUUUAGGAUUCCUAUAUGAGAGAGAGAGAUAUAUUUAGUAUAGCGUGAGAGAUUUUAGGUAUCUUAAAAUGGUUAAUAGUUUUUUACUAAUUUUGUUUGAAAUUGUAAAAGAGAAGCUGGUUAUUUUCUCUCUGUAGUGUAGUGGUGUAGAUUUUUAAUAAUAUUUGUCAACUGAAAGAAAACAAACCUGGAUGGAGGUCCCUGGAGAGGUUAGGAAUUUUUGUGUGUGCUUCUUCCUCCCCCCCAACAAGUGGUUGCAUUUAAAAAAUGCAUCAACUUCUGGCUGCUUUAGCUUAAUUGCCACUGAUUUUCCCCCAAGGAUAAAAAUGGAGGUUCCUGGCUUCACAGAUCUGCGUAUCCCUGCGUGCAGGGAGGAGCAGCCUUCAGGUUUAUAUACAUUUAAUACCCAUAACUCCAGAAGCAAAGCACAGGCCAAGCUUUUUAUGUCCAAUCCACAAUUUCAAUUUUGUUGGUAAAAACUGAAAACCAUCUGUAACUGCUGAAUAAUAGCUAAUUUAAAGCCAAGGUAUCUUUAUGGUAUGGUCUGAAAGUAUCAGCUUGCUUUAUUGAUGCUUGCUCAUUUUAGAAAACAUACUUGUCCAGAUCAGCAUUUGUUUGUAAAAUCGGAUGGGAGGGUGUGGUAAAAGGUUGACUUGAUGAUGUACAAAAUGAUAAAAGAUUCUGGUUUUUUGAAGAGAGAAAGGAUGUGAGAGGGGACAGGUCUUUUCUCCAAGAGCUUUUCAUUUGUCAGCCUAUGAAAUAAGGCACUGAUUUGCGCAGGAAGCCCUUAUGAAGCUCAGGCUGUGGUAACCAAGCCCUUCUUUUCAGUUUGACAGCGCAAUCACAGCUCUUAGUGGAUGACGAAACAACCUCUUUCGUACAGCAUUCCCCUGUGAUUGCAGCUGCUCCACAAUUCCGCCCUGCUCAGACCAGAGGCAGCGCCCCUCAUAGAACGUGGUGCCAUUUUCUUGACGCCCUUAGCUUCCACUUUUUGGUUUUGGAAGGUAAGAUGUCUUGGCAUCUGAUGUCAUCCGAGUGGUGUUUUAUUUAAAGACAAAAGUUAAUAUGAGGUCAGUGCACAUAUCAAGGAGAUCGUCCAUGCUGCUGUCUAAGUAUGACCACUUUUGUACAGAAUAAAAAGAUGAAUAAAAAAGAAUGCUCUUUGAUUUGCACUCAUGCAGUCUGUGUUCAGUGUUGCUAAACACACCCAGCUGUUUUCUCCAUUCAGCUCUGCAUGCAACAGAUGCCGCAUUUCAUGCCGCAUUUGGUUUGACGUCUCACCUGAGUCAUUUUCAUAUUUCUUUGCUGUAUCACCCCGUGGACAUCUACAUUUCCCAGACUGAUGUAGCUCUUGUUCAGUAUUUAACAGCAGGGGUGGAAAAGCAAGCAAGCAAGCCAGAGUGCUAGCCUCUUGAGGCUGGGCUGGCUGCAGAUGCAGCAUAACAGCUGCCACGUUGGGUCCAAAAUAUGCAUUCCACUGUAAACCGCACAGGCCUGGGAAAGCACAAUAUCCUGUGCAUUGUCCUGACAGUGGACAAUAGAGACUCGACCAGUUGUCAAGACAGUUUUGUUGCUAAUUUUGUAACGGUUCCUUUGAAUCACUCAAUAAACCUUCAAAGGCCACAAUCUGCUUGACCAACCGUGCUUGUGGUGACAGUUUGGCGCUAUUUGGAUGUUUGUCCCUUGAAGUCCUGCUGGUAUUGUUUAUAUUCCAGCUUGUACCUCGUGUUUCAGCUGAUAACGUUUAAAAGAAUGUAUAGCUUUUCAUAGCAAUUUAGUUUUAAGGCAUAAAUGAAAGCUGUUACAACUCAAGAGGACAGUCAAGAACAAAUGACUGAAUAUAUAUACUGCACUCUCUGUAAUGAGCCAUUCAACUAAAUGUAAGAACACUGUGCAAUCCACGUGUAAGCAAUAAAAUGAACCAAAUAAGCGCAAAGUGAAA